This is a messenger RNA of Serpula lacrymans var. lacrymans S7.9, 843 nucleotides long. RefSeq lists its product as uncharacterized. Lineage: Eukaryota; Fungi; Basidiomycota; Agaricomycetes; Boletales; Serpulaceae. The coding region runs from base 216 to 635 and encodes 139 amino acids. The record is from RefSeq and is a predicted model, not a curated record. The transcript has 3 exons.
AUCCUUAAAACACCACUGAUUUUACCUCACUCCGGCACACCAUCACCGUCUUUGCAGUAGGACCGACAACGUAAGGCUGCCAUCAUCAUUUUUUGGAAUGCACAGCCUAUAUGUGGAUCCCCUGUAUAAAAGGCUCAGGUAUAUUCAGCAUUUUCAACAUCAUUUUUCGUCUACGACUUCCCCUCUAGCAUAGUCUAAAUUCACCCCAUAAAGCCAUGUUCAAGUCUAUCAUCUCCCUCGCUUUAUUCACUGGUGCUGCUUUGGCCCAGGGUAUAUUAUUUGGCAGCCCCGCUGAAGGCGCCUCGGUGGCUGCGGGCAGUGAUUUGAUUGUUCAGCUCGAGAAGCCAAACUCUCUGUCCUCGUCUGUGGAAGUUGCUGUUGUCAUCGGCAUCGAGUCGUGCUCGAAUCAACCUUGUCCUGCUCCUACGGAUAUGAUGGGUCAACUUUUGUAUAACGGGCCUUACAACCCCGUGGCCCACGAGCCUCAGUUGCCUCAUUAUCAAAACAUCUCCGUGACGAUCCCAGCUUCGUUGGCCAAAGGAACUGCUCAGCUCAACAUUCUUCACGUGAAUUUGAUCGGCGCUGGUCCGAUCCCCAACCUCCAGAUUCUGAACCGGACGAUCACGAUCACUUGAAUCAGGGAUAUCGGACGGUAACGGCUGAAAAUGAGAAUUUGGACAUUGACACGGGAUUUUUCUUGUGAUACUGGACAAUCUGAUAGAAUCAUCUGGCAUUACAUGGUAUGGGACUUUACUCACAAUGCACCUUGUUUUCAAUGUUUUUACGAUAAUAAUGUACCUUUUUUUGGAUGAUCAAAUAGUAGCAUGUUUGCUUGCUUUGACU